This is a messenger RNA of Mandrillus leucophaeus (drill), 1706 nucleotides long. It is a transcript of the gene FOXC2, whose product is annotated as forkhead box C2. Gene Ontology annotation, biological process: cell differentiation; anatomical structure morphogenesis; regulation of transcription by RNA polymerase II. Lineage: Eukaryota; Metazoa; Chordata; Mammalia; Primates; Cercopithecidae. The record is from RefSeq and is a predicted model, not a curated record. Bases 63 to 824 code for a protein of 253 amino acids. The transcript is spliced from 2 exons. Gene Ontology annotation, molecular function: DNA-binding transcription factor activity, RNA polymerase II-specific; RNA polymerase II cis-regulatory region sequence-specific DNA binding.
CCCCUCGCUCCCCCGGCCGCAGUCCGUGCGCGCGGGCGCCGGCGAGCCGUCUCGGAAGCAGCAUGCAGGCGCGCUACUCCGUGUCCGACCCCAACGCCCUGGGAGUGGUGCCCUACCUGAGCGAGCAGAACUACUACCGGGCUGCGGGCAGCUACGGCGGCAUGGCCAGCCCCAUGGGCGUCUACUCGGGCCACCCGGAGCAGUACAGCGCGGGGAUGGGCCGCUCCUACGCACCCUACCACCACCACCAGCCCGCGGCGCCUAAGGACCUGGUGAAGCCGCCCUACAGCUACAUCGCGCUCAUCACCAUGGCCAUCCAGAACGCGCCCGAGAAGAAGAUCACCCUGAACGGCAUCUACCAGUUCAUCAUGGACCGCUUCCCUUUCUACCGGGAGAACAAGCAGGGCUGGCAGAACAGCAUCCGCCACAACCUGUCGCUCAACGAGUGCUUCGUCAAGGUGCCCCGCGACGACAAGAAGCCCGGCAAGGGCAGCUACUGGACCCUGGACCCGGACUCCUACAACAUGUUCGAGAACGGCAGCUUCCUGCGGCGCCGGCCCGGGGCCGCCGCGGCCCAGGCGGCCUCCUGGUAUCUCAACCACAGCGGGGAGCUGAACCACCUCCCCGGCCACACGUUCGCGGCCCAGCAGCAAACUUUCCCCAACGUGAGGGAGAUGUUCAACUCCCACCGGCUAGGGAUUGAGAACUCGACCCUCGGGGAGUCCCAGGUGAGUGGCAAUGCCAGCUGUCAGCUACCCUACAGAUCCACGCCGUCUCUCUACCGCCACGCAGCCCCCUACUCCUAUGACUGCACGAAAUACUGACCUGUCCCGGAACCUCCCCUCCCCGGCCCGCUCCGGCUUCGCUUCUCAGCCCCGACCCAACCAGACAAUUAAGGGGUUGCAGACACGCAAAAAAGAAACAAAACAUGUCCUCCAACUUUUUCUCAGACCCGGGAGCAGAGAGCGGGCACGCUAGCCCCCAGCCAUCUGUGAAGCGCGCAGGUAACUUUAAUUCGCCGCCCCGUUUCUGGGAUCCCAGAAAUCCCCCUCCAAAGGGACGCAGCCCAACAAAAUGAGUAUUGGUCUUAAAAUCCCCCUCCCCUACCAGGACGGCUGUGCUGUGCUCUAUCUGAGCUUUCAAAAGUUAAGUUAUGGACCAAAUCCCAUAGCGAGCCCCUGGGGACUCUCUGUAGGGGUCCCCAUAGGUGUAUGGGGGUGUCUAUAGAUAAUGUAUGUGCUGUGUGUAAUUUUAAAUUUCUCCAACCGUGCUGUACAAAUGUGUGGAUUUGUAAUCAGGCUAUUUUGUUGUUGUUGUUGUUGUUCAGAGCCAUUAAUAUAAUAUUUAAAGUUGAGUUCACUGGAUAAUUUUUUCAUCUUGCCCAACCAUUUCUAACUGCCAAAUUGAAUUCAAGAAACCGAUGUGGGUUUUGUUUCCUGUACAAUUAUGAGAUAUAAUUCUUUUUCCCAUUGUAGGUCUUUUACAAAACAAGAAAAUAAUUUAUUUUUUUGUUGGUGGAUAAAGAAGUCAAGUAUCUGAUACUUUUUAUUUACAAAGUGUGAUGGUUUUGUAUAGUAGGUUCCACCCUGAGUAUUCCUAAAAGAAAAAAAAAAACACUUAGAAAAUCUAACUUCAUCUAUGUUUGUCUUAUGUGGUCUUAAUUGUUGUAUUUACCUUAAAAUAAACCCAUGUUGUUUUUUCUGCCC